AUGCCACCAACCCAAGCAUCCAGCCACGAACAAGCCCUAAUCCAGGAGCUUUUCGCAGAGAACGUCAUCGCCAAGGUCCUCCGCGUGGCAGAGGAGGCACUUCAGAACAAUAGCCCACCAACCGUCUACCCCGAAUUCGUCCCCCAGCACGGCCCAGACAGCGGACGGUACUUCCUCCGGGACGCAAAUUUCUGGACAUGCGGGUUCUUCCCGGGAAUCCUGUACCUCCUCAGAGAACGCGCAGUCAAGUACCCACAGGCCUUCCCGUAUCUCGGCCAUGAGUGUCAAAUAAAAGCAGGUACAAAUGCCUCAUUCCUCCAGCAAUUAACAACCCUCUGCACCACCUGGACAGGCCCAAUCAAAGACAUGGCCACGCGCACCGACACCCACGACAUCGGCUUCAUCCUGACGCCCUCAUUCCGACGUGACUGGGAGUUAACCUCCAACCGCGAAAGCCUCGACAUCCUCCUCACAGGCGCCCGCAGUCUCGCCAGCCGCUUCGUGCCCUCCGUCGGCGCAAUCCGCAGCUGGGACGCGCUGCGCCAGGCGAACGUGGAUAUCACCAGUCUAGACGACGACUGUCUAGUUAUCGUUGACAGCAUGAUGAACCUCGACUUGCUUUACUAUGCGUCCGCCCAUUCUGGAACCCCCAAGCUGUCGGAUAUCGCGACGACGCAUGCGAGGACGGUCAUGAAGGCUCUUCUGCGACGUGAGUCACUACCAGAAACACAUGGUAGCGGGUUUGAAGGGCAGCUGUACUCAACCUACCACGUCGUCAACUUCUCGCCCCGCACCGGCGAAAUCAAGGAACAUCGCACGGCGCAGGGAUAUCAUCGGGACUCGACAUGGGCGCGCGGGCAGGCGUGGGCGAUCUAUGGAUUCGCCCAAACAUACGCCUGGACCAAAGACAGGGAGUUCCUGGAUGCUGCGAUCGGACUGGCGGAAUAUUUCAUCCACAGACUCGAGACAUCCCCGGACUGUGUGGAACGGCCGUCCCCUGAUAGAGCGGGGGCGAAGAUUGGGCGGUAUGUUCCACUCUGGGACUUUGAUGCGCCCAUCGAGAAGGACAAUCCACUGCGUGAUUCUUCGGCUGGCGUUAUCGCUGCGAAUGGGAUGCUGCUCCUCUCGCAGGCGCUGGCGGGGCCUUUGAUUGGGGACGCAGGGCUAGCUGGUCGCUAUCGUGGCUAUGCAUUCAGAAUUGUAACGGAUACGAUUGAGUUCUCGCUUGCGCGUGAGAGGGCAAGAUUGGUACAGGGUGAUGGUGAGUCUGCGUCUGGAGAUGCUCAAGUGCAAGUGCAGGAUGCCGUCGCUGGCCAACGCUUCGACGCGAUACUCAAGAAUGCGACUGCGAACCAUAACGCGCAGGACCAUGAUCGGUACAGUGACCAUGGCCUUGUGUAUGGGGAUUAUUAUCUUCUUGAGUUUGGGAAUCAGUUGUUGCGGAUGCGUCUGGUUUAG
Aspergillus mulundensis is the source of this 1458-nucleotide messenger RNA. Its product is annotated as glycoside hydrolase family 88 protein. NCBI's taxonomy places the organism in Eukaryota, Fungi, Ascomycota, Eurotiomycetes, Eurotiales, Aspergillaceae. The record is from RefSeq and is a predicted model, not a curated record. Gene Ontology annotation, molecular function: chondroitin hydrolase activity. The transcript is spliced from 2 exons. Gene Ontology annotation, biological process: polysaccharide catabolic process. The coding region runs from base 1 to 1458 and encodes 485 amino acids.